AUGUCGCCGUUUGAAGCCCUCUAUAGGAAGAGCUGUAGGUCUCCCGUGUGUUGGGAUGAGGUAGAAGAGAGGAAAUUGCUAGGACUUGAGCUAGUGCAAGCCACAAAUGAGGCAAUACAAAAGAUCAAGGCUCAUAUGCAAACGACUCAGAGCAGACAUAAUAGCCACGUCGACGUGAGACGUAAGGACCUAGAAUUUGAGGCUGGUGAUAAAGUGUUCUUAAAGGUGGCACAUAUGAAGGGUGUUUUGAGAUUUGGAAGGAAAGAGAAGCUGAGCCCGAGGUUUAUUUAUAUCUUUCAAGGUCUUGGAGUGAAUUGGUCUCGUAGCUUACCGAUUGGCAUUGUGUCUAUCACUUUCUUUAGUUCACAAUGUCUUCCAUGUUUCGAUGCUGAGAAAUUGAAUGACAACUUGAGCUACGAGGAGAAACCUGUAGAGAUUCUCGCCAAAGAGGUAAAGACAUUGCGCCGCAGUGAGAUUGCAUUUGUGAAAGUCCUGUGGCAGAAUCACCAAUUCAAGGAGGUUGCCUGGGAGCAAAAGAAUGAGAUGAAGACCCAGUACCCGAAGCUUUUUCAGGAAUGA
This is a messenger RNA of Benincasa hispida (wax gourd), 579 nucleotides long. RefSeq lists its product as uncharacterized. NCBI's taxonomy places the organism in Eukaryota, Viridiplantae, Streptophyta, Magnoliopsida, Cucurbitales, Cucurbitaceae. The record is from RefSeq and is a predicted model, not a curated record.